AUGGCCAAUUUCUCCAAGAGGUGGGCCCCUAAGAUUAACCCCGCCAUUUCGGCACCAGGAAAUUUAUAUUUUCAGCUUGCACUUCGCGACGACGACUGCGAAGACGAGAUUGCAGCUGGAACACGCCGUGGACGUAGAAGAAACCCCUCUAAAAAGAAAAACCACAAGCCAGCCCAACACUUCAAGAUCCCGAGCCAAGCUAUUUCUUCUACAUCCACGUCACCCAUCUUUCCAUUUAAGUCCCCAGACCCUCUUGACUACAACCCACAGGACAAUUCUGGCGACGAGAGUGACGAAUACGACGUCGACCACACCCAAGCGCUUCUUAAUUACUUCAACAUGGCUGCGCAAGUCGAGCAGCAGGAGGCGCGUCAGCAAUACGCUUUCGUCGACGGUACAUUCGCUGAGCUAGCUCUGGACUUGGCCAACCAUCUCAACGUCGGCGACGAGGUUAAGGCUAUUAUCGAAAAGGACGAUAAAGAUCAGCAAGAUGAGGUGUUGAAGAAGCUUAUCGUCGCAUCUACUUCUCUACACUCCGUCCCCGAGAAGGAGUUUACCUCCAACUAUAACUUGCUGAUCUAUCUGGUUCUACAAUCCGAUCAUGUCGGCAUGUUCCUCCCUCGAGUUUGCGAGAACCUCAUGAAGCCCGUCACUUCUUCACCCGUUCAUGGCCAGGCACUCGCCCUUCAGGCUCUCACGACUAUCUUCAACCUGCUACAGCAGGAGAACGAGGACGAUUACGAGUUGCGCUUCCACGUCCUAAUGGCAAUCUUGCGAUUCAUUAAGCUGAACGGCAUGUACGACAACCUUAAGAAGGCUUUGCCUAACAUCAAGCAAUGGCUUAAGCAGUGGGGAACUGAGGCGGAGGACCAGCGAAAGCUGUUCCUCGAGGUUGCAGAGGUCGCUCGCGACGCAGGUGACGACGAGGUAUCCUACCAGCAUAUCCUUAGUGCCCUACGCACCUUUGACGAAGACGGUGUCAAGUCGGAGGAGGCCCAACAAUUGGCCCUCCGCGCUUUGAAGACGGCGCUUCUAUCCCCUACCCACAACGACUUCCAAGACCUCCUUGCCGUUUCUGCGAUCCAAGCGCUCUCCGACUCUCAUCCUCUCUACUUUGAACUGCUUACCAUCUUUGCCGAGAAGGAUCUAGAAGACUACAAAGACUUCAACGACGAACAUGAAGGAUUCAUCGAGAAGGAACACCUUGAUGGCGAUAAACUUCAUCGGAAAAUCCGACUUCUUACCUUCGCAAGUCUGGCAGCUAGCACCCCUAACCGCGAGAUCCCUUACGAGAACAUCGCCAAGGCCCUUCAGAUCCCCAUCGAAGAGGUCGAGAUGUGGACGAUCGAUGUGAUUCGUGCCAGUCUAGUCGAAGGAAAGCUGUCGCAGCAGAAGAAGGUCUUCCUGGUCCACCAGACCUUCUACCGAGUGUUUGGCGAGAAGCAAUGGCGUGAAGUUGGCGACCGCCUCGACGGAUGGCGAACUCUUCUCGGUAACGUCAUCGCUAACCUACGCCGAGAGCAAACCAGCGCCGAGGCUCAAAAGAAGCGCGAGACAGAGGAACUAGAGCGACGACUAGCGAAUGCAGGCAUCAGUGGCGGUAACCAGUCGGGCGCUGGCGGCGGUGGACGCCGAGGUGGUGGAGACCGUGGAGAUCGUGGAGAUCGUGGCGACCGUAACGAGCGAGCGCCUCGCAGAGAGCGAACUGACGAUGAUGAUUAG
This is a messenger RNA of Daldinia caldariorum, 1722 nucleotides long. Its product is annotated as PCI-domain-containing protein. Gene Ontology annotation, cellular component: cytoplasm; eukaryotic translation initiation factor 3 complex. Gene Ontology annotation, biological process: cytoplasmic translational initiation. The record is from RefSeq and is a predicted model, not a curated record. Lineage: Eukaryota; Fungi; Ascomycota; Sordariomycetes; Xylariales; Hypoxylaceae. The transcript is spliced from 3 exons. Bases 1 to 1722 code for a protein of 573 amino acids. Gene Ontology annotation, molecular function: translation initiation factor activity.